Saccostrea cuccullata (small rock oyster) is the source of this 699-nucleotide messenger RNA. RefSeq lists its product as uncharacterized. The transcript is spliced from 2 exons. The record is from RefSeq and is a predicted model, not a curated record. The coding region runs from base 1 to 699 and encodes 232 amino acids. Gene Ontology annotation, molecular function: zinc ion binding; nucleic acid binding. Lineage: Eukaryota; Metazoa; Mollusca; Bivalvia; Ostreida; Ostreidae.
AUGGCAGAAGCAAUGAUGAAUACUCCAGACAACCCCAGCUAUGUGACACCUGAAGGUUAUGUAGGAGCCCCUAUGCCAGAGUCACAGGAUGCAGUGGGAUUAGAUUUGGGCAUGUAUAAUCUUCCAGAAUAUGCGAAUAAAGAAGAUAUGGGACUAUUAAAUACAACUCUGGAUGGGAUUGUUAACAUGCUGUCCGCUCUUGACAACAAGAUGAAUGAUAUGAACAACAAGGUGAGUGAUCUUAACAACAAGCUGAAUUAUAUUGAAGUGAAAGUUACUAACAUGCAAGACAAAAUGAGAGGAGGAGGAAGCACUUACCAGAAAAAAGAAGGACAAGGGGAAUCGGGAGAAAAAAAGAAAACUAGACAGACGGAUCCAUGCUACAGGUGCAAAGAGUUAGGGCAUUGGGCCCCAGAUUGCCCCAAGAAAGAUUUGUGCUACAAGUGCGGGAAAUUUGGCCAUUGGGCUAAUAAGUGUACAGAGGAUGAGGAGGAUCAACAAUUCGUCAAAGAAGUACAAAAACUGGAGAAAAAGUCUCAGGAACCCAAGAUCUCAGGGACCCACCAGACCAAACCUCCAGUGAAAGAAGGAGACAAAAAAGAGAAAAAGGAACACAACAGAGAGAAUCCAGGACCCAGCACUACUCACAAGAGGAAACUAUCCCUGAUGACCGAUAAGGCCCAGAAGAAGAAAAAGUAA